AUGUCGUCAAUCUUGCCACCCGAAGUCGUGUUGAUGGUGAUGCAACAUCUGCACACCAGUCCAGAUCCUGAAGAUGCGCGCGCACUCACCAACGCAUUGUGCACUUGCUCGACAUGGCGAGAUAUUGGGAUGGAUGUCCUGUGGACCGACAUCGUUCUCGACUCCCCAGAAUCAAUGCAGAGUCUUUGCGAUGCUCCUGCAAGCUCCGGCCUGAUCAGAACACGAUCUUUGACUGUCACGUUCCCCGAGCAAUGGUUCCUGUACGAAGAUUUCGGGCCAGGGCGUGGGAUUGUAUACCAUGUUUCACCCACGACGUAUUGUAUGGAGGCCAGCGAGGCCACACAGGGAGUACAUCAAGCGUUACGGGCGCUAUCUCAACGACUGCCUGCGAUGAGCGGCCUCGAAACCUUCUCGUUCCGAAUUCAAGCACCCAUCAUCACGGCUAGACGACCGAACUCGCCAAUGGAAUGGCCGCGAGGCUUCUUCAUACCUCACGACAUAGUUCAUGGAGUCAUACAAUCACUACCACCAUCAGUCCGUCAUCUCGAGCUCGACACGAGAGGCGCCGACAGGAUCUGCGAAGGCCGCAUGGAUCUGGAUGUAUGCGCGGCGUUGGCUGAUCGCCUCCAAGGUCUCACCAGUCUUCGCCUACGAAUGCAGCGCAUCUGUCCUCAGCUAUUCAGGCCAUCGACCAGUCUGCGCUCGCUGAUUAUCAAUACCAUCGACAUAGCUUGUGUCACGCUCACCUAUUCAUGUCAAGAUGUUGUACCAGAGAAAGACCGAUUCCACCCAGUUCUAUACUGGAAAGACCGUCACACCAGACGCGGGCAUUCAACCCGAGCUGAACUGGUGCGUGCACUGCAGUCAUUCCUUCCAGACCUUCCAAAUCUACAGAAGUGUCUGGUUGUUGAUGCAGAGCGUUUUAGAUACGGCAGGCGAAGUGUAGGAAUGCUUCAUGUGAGGGAUUUUAUCGGAAAUCUUACGACCACAUUUCCAAUCUUUGACGUCAAUGGUCCGCAUGGCCCGCGAGGCUGGCAGAUCCUGCGCAUACCUGCUGAGCAAGGCGACAGCCACGAUAUUGCCGGUGGCAUUGCUCGACUCGAAGACAUCGCUGAAGGCCGUCAGUGGCAAUCGACUAUGUCCGGAUUACGUCUGCCAACUUCCCUGAAGGAUAGCUCCGAAGGCCGUCGUCACGCUUGGGUGCGGAAUCAAGAUGCGAGCUUUCCAGCCGCCAGUACCGAGAUCAAGAUGCUUCAUGCCGACGAGGCGGUCGGGCCAUUCCUGACAAAGAGAGAAUUCAUCGAGCUCAUCAAAAAUGAGUCCGUGGCAAGCGACGGGAUCUGGGGCGUCGAAGUCUGGUCGCACGAAGACGAAGCAGGCCGCCUACUGGUGAAUGUUCGCGUAAGCGAAGGAGUCGAUGACGUCGAGCCACUGCUACGGGAUGAGUACGAGGGAGAUGAUGAGCAUGGAGACAGCGAUGAAGAGGACGACGAGAGCGACGAAGAGAGCACCGAAUUUUACGACACGAGCGACGGAGAGUACGACAUAAGCGACGAAGAGGGCGGUGAAGAGGGCGGCGAAGAACGCGAGGAAGACAGCGAUCGUGUUUCGGAUUAA
Molecule: messenger RNA, 1617 nt
Organism: Cyphellophora attinorum
Lineage: Eukaryota; Fungi; Ascomycota; Eurotiomycetes; Chaetothyriales; Cyphellophoraceae
Exons: 1
Coding region: 1-1617 (538 amino acids)
Molecular function (GO): protein binding
Source: RefSeq, a predicted model, not a curated record